GGAUACUGUAUCUGUGCUGAUGGUUACCACAACAAAGGAGGAUUUUGUGUCCAUGAUUGUAACAAGUUUCAGUACGAGUGUGAAAAUCAAGGUAAGCCUCAUGCAGACCCACAAUGCAUUGCAAUUUACGACAAAUGUGAUGGUAUCGUUCACUGUAGUGACGGAUCUGAUGAACAGAAUUGCCCACCUAAAGAACAAAGAAUAGACCCUGAUGACCCAAAAGUACAAAAGAUUGAUUCUGGUAACAUCAACCCUGAGCCUAAAACUUCUAACACGCUAACCAGUGCAACUAACUCUAAAUCUGCACCAGAGCACACUGCCCCAGGUAGCGCUAACCCUCCAGAUUCCAGCGAAAUAUCUAGUGAGGGAGAUGAGAAGCCAGAGGUGGGGAAUAAGGAAAGUGAUAAAGAUAUGAUCAUUGCCCCUGAUGAAAAUGAAGCCAAUAACUCCUUUGAGGAAAAGGAAGAAUCAAAAAAUACUAAAAAUGCAGAUAUUAUUCCUAAAGAUGGAACAAAUCCCAUCGAAACUAAAAAUAGUGAAAACAUUCAUCCCAGCUCCGAGGUGAAUGAUAAUAACACACCAAAAAAUAUUUCCAUGACACACCCCAAUGUUAGUGAGGAAUCACCAGAAGGGGAAGAUAUUGUUGAAGAGAAAAAGGAGGCUGAUAUUUAUGAGCAAAUAUCGGAGUCUAAAGGAGCAGUCAUAGCCUUGUCCCUUGGGCUUUGUAUAACUGUUCUCCUAUUGUUUUAUGUUGGGUGUAGAUUGCGUCGUGUGCAGAGUCGUUUACGUCGUGGAAAGCCAAUGAAUUCCAAUGAAGCAGACUAUUUAAUCAAUGGCAUGUAUCUAUAGAAUUCAAGCCAGUAUUAAAAGUUGAGAAUCCACAGGAUUUCAUCAUUGUGUGAUCACUCUUGUGCAAUUAUACAGAGUGGCCCCAAAAUUGCAAUUUCCAUUUUCUGGAAUCUGCUUCAUUGAUUUAUCUAUACAAGAAAAUUCAACAUCCAACCAAAAUUGAGAAAGUUAUUCUAAAAAUAGAUGGUUCCAUUUUUGGGUCACCCUGUACCACUCAUUUAAAAGUGGUCCUUUUUGUAAACAGCUGCUAGC
This is a messenger RNA of Owenia fusiformis, 1101 nucleotides long. NCBI's taxonomy places the organism in Eukaryota, Metazoa, Annelida, Polychaeta, Sabellida, Oweniidae. The record is from the annotation of a GenBank genome assembly.